GUCGCCGAGCGGUGACUAGACAUUCGGUCAUAAGCGCGGCGAGAAGAAGAAGAAGGUGCUAGAAGGAGGAGGAGAGUCCAUCCAUGGCCUCGACCGUCGAACACGUCGUCGCUUGAACGCCAAACGCGAUCCUGCAGACAUGUCCACCCCAGACCCCCCCAUGGGAGGCAACCCUCGCCCCGGUCCGUCCCCAGGCCCAGGUCCCUCUCCCGGGGCCAUGCUGGGUCCCAGCCCGGGUCCUUCGCCCGCGGGCUCCUCCCACAGCAUGAUGGGACCCAGCCCCGGACCCCCGUCCUCCGGACUCCCUCAGCCGGGCCCGUCCGGGUACAGCCAGGACAACAUGCACGCCAUGCACAAGCCAAUGGAGGCCAUGCAUGACAAGAGUUUGAGCGAGGAGGCUCGCUUCAGUCAGAUGAAAGGAAUGUCCGUGAGAGCGGGCGGGCACAGUGGUAUGGCCCCCCCACCCAGUCCUCUGGACCAGCACUCACAAGGUUAUCACUCCCCAUUAGGCGGCUCAGACCAUUCCAGUCCGGUCCCGUCAAACGGUCCCCCAUCCGGACCUCUACUUCCGUCCUCUUCCUCAUCUUCCUCUUCCAUCGGCCCCGGCUCUGGAUCCACACCAUUGGAAGGUCCCAGUGGAGACCAGCACACCCUGGGCCCCAACAACCGCCCCGGAACACUCGGAAAUGCAGGGCCCGGUCCCAGUCCCGGACCGAGUCUGAGCUCCACUGUCCCCAACCUCGUGGCAGGCCUUGAAUCGUCUAGUGGCCUCUCCGGACCCGGAGGUCCCGGCGGCCCCGGGGGUCCCACUCCUUUCAACCAAAGCCAGCUGCACCAACUGAGAGCUCAGAUCAUGGCCUACAAGAUGCUGGCCCGGGGUCAGCCCCUGCCGGACCACCUCCAGAUGGCCGUGCAAGGGAAGAGGCCCAUGCCCGGGAUGCAGCAGCCCAUGCAGAGCUUGGCCCCGGGAGGCGGACCACCAGGACCGAUGGGUUCCGGCUACGUUCGAGCGCAUGGAAUGAUGGGCCCCAAUAUGCCCCCACCGGGUCCGUCCGGGAACCUAGCUGGGAUGCAAGGACAAAACCACAACGGACCAAAGUCUUGGCCUGAAGGUCCCAUGGUGAACGCGGCAGCUCCGUCCAACGCCCCCCAAAAACUGAUCCCUCCUCAACCUACGGGCCGACCUUCCCCCGCUCCACCCUCCGUCCCCCCCGCCGCCUCCCCCGUCAUGCCUCCGCAGACCCAGUCCCCCGGCCAGCCGGCGCAGCCCCCGACCAUGAUGCCUUACCACGGCAAGCAGAGCCGCAUCACCCCCAUUCAGAAACCCUGCGGUCUGGACCCGGUGGAAAUCCUGCAGGAGAGGGAGUACAGGUUACAGGCGCGCAUCACUCAUCGCAUCGUGGAGCUGGAGAACCUGCCGGGCUCCCUGGCAGGAGACUUACGCACCAAAGCCACCAUCGAACUCAAAGCUCUGCGGCUCCUCAACUUCCAGAGACAACUGCGACAGGAAGUGGUGGUCUGCAUGCGUCGCGACACGGCCCUGGAAACGGCCCUGGACGCCAAGGCCUACAAACGCAGCAAACGACAGAGCCUGCGAGAGGCGCGCAUCACCGAGAAACUGGAGAAGCAGCAGAAGAUCGAGCAGGAGCGCAAACGCAGACAGAAACAUCAGGAGUACCUGAACAGCAUCCUGCAGCAUGCCAAAGACUUCAAGGAGUACCAUCGCUCCAUCACGGGCAAACUCCAGAAACUGACCAAAGCCGUGGCCACCUACCACGCCAACACGGAGCGGGAGCAGAAGAAGGAGAACGAGCGCAUCGAGAAGGAGCGCAUGAGGAGACUAAUGGCCGAGGACGAGGAGGGCUACCGCAAACUGAUCGACCAGAAGAAGGACAAGCGCCUGGCCUACCUGCUGCAGCAGACUGACGAGUACGUGGCCAACCUCACCGAGCUGGUCAGAGCGCACAAGGCGGCACAGGCCCUCAAGGAGAAGAAGAAGAAGAAAAAGAAGAAGAAGAAGGUGGAGAGUCCUGAAGGACAAGCCCCAGUUUUAGGUCCUGAUGGGGAGCCUCUGGACGAGACCAGUCAGAUGAGUGACUUACCUGUGAAGGUGAUCCACGUGGACAGUGGCAACAUCUUGACCGGGGUGGACGCUCCAAAGGCGGGACAGCUGGAGACCUGGCUGGAGAUGAACCCUGGUUACGAGGUGGCUCCGCGCUCUGACAGUGAAGACAGUGAGGAUGAAGAGGAGGAGGAGCAGGAGGAGGAGGAGGAACAUCAGCCUUCGGCAGCACCAGCAGAUGACAAGAAGAAGAUUUCCGACCCCGACUGCGAGGACGUGUCCGAAGUGGACGUGCGACACAUCAUCGAGCACGCCAAACAGGACGUGGAUGACGAGUACAGCGGCGCCGCGUUUGCCCGAGGACUUCAGUCGUACUACGCGGUGGCACACGCCGUGACGGAGAAGGUGGAAAGACAGUCCACUUUCCUGAUAAACGGACAACUCAAACAGUACCAGGUCAAAGGUCUGGAGUGGUUGGUGUCGCUCUACAACAACAACCUCAACGGCAUCCUGGCAGAUGAAAUGGGUCUGGGCAAAACCAUCCAGACCAUCGCGCUCAUCACGCACCUCAUGGAGCACAAGCGCCUCAACGGACCCUACCUCAUCAUCGUGCCCCUCUCGACUCUCUCCAACUGGGUCUACGAGUUUGACAAGUGGGCGCCCACGGUGGUCAAAGUGUCCUACAAGGGUUCUCCUGCAGCCAGAAGAGCAUUUGUCCCUCAGCUGCGUAGCGGCAAGUUCAACGUCCUCCUCACCACGUACGAGUACAUCAUCAAAGACAAACAAGUCCUGGCGAAGAUCCGCUGGAAGUACAUGAUCGUGGACGAGGGUCACCGCAUGAAGAACCACCACUGCAAGCUGACCCAAGUCCUGAACACGCACUACCUGGCGCCCAGGAGGGUCCUGCUGACUGGCACCCCCCUGCAGAACAAGCUGCCCGAGCUGUGGGCGCUGCUCAACUUCCUCCUGCCCACCAUCUUUAAGAGCUGCAGCACCUUUGAGCAGUGGUUCAAUGCCCCUUUCGCCAUGACGGGAGAGAAGGUGGACCUCAAUGAAGAGGAGACCAUCUUGAUCAUCCGUCGUUUGCACAAAGUUCUCCGUCCCUUCUUGCUGCGCAGGCUGAAGAAAGAAGUGGAGGCACAGCUCCCAGAAAAGGUGGAGUAUGUGAUCAAGUGUGACAUGUCGUCCCUCCAGAGGGUCUUGUACAGACACAUGCAGGCCAAGGGUGUGCUGCUGACCGACGGCUCGGAGAAAGACAAGAAGGGCAAAGGCGGCACCAAGACGCUGAUGAACACCAUCAUGCAGCUGAGGAAGAUCUGCAACCACCCAUACAUGUUCCAGCAGAUUGAGGAAUCCUUCUCUGAACAUUUAGGUUUCUCUGGUGGGAUAGUCCAAGGCGCUGACCUGUAUCGGGCGUCAGGAAAAUUUGAGGUGUUGGAUCGAAUCCUCCCCAAACUGCGAGCGACCAACCAUAAAGUGCUGCUCUUCUGUCAGAUGACCACACUGAUGACCAUCAUGGAGGACUACUUUGCAUACCGCAGCUUCAAGUAUCUGCGUCUGGAUGGUACCACCAAGGCUGAAGACCGAGGAAUGUUACUGAAGACCUUCAACGAGCCGGGGUCCGAGUAUUUCAUCUUCUUGCUGAGCACUCGGGCAGGAGGCCUCGGCCUCAAUCUCCAGUCUGCAGACACUGUGGUCAUCUUUGACUCGGACUGGAACCCGCACCAGGACCUGCAGGCCCAGGACAGAGCUCACCGCAUAGGCCAACAGAACGAGGUGCGGGUGUUGCGCCUGUGCACCAUCAACAGUGUGGAGGAGAAGAUACUGGCCGCCGCCAAGUACAAACUCAACGUGGACCAAAAAGUCAUCCAGGCCGGUAUGUUCGACCAAAAGUCUUCCAGCCACGAGCGCAGGGCCUUCCUGCAGGCCAUCCUGGAGCACGAGGAGCAGGACGAGGUCUGGGGUCAGGAAGUGUGUCUACGUAUAAACGAGGAGGAUGAGGUCCCGGACGACGAGACGGUCAACCAGAUGAUCGCCAGGAGCGAGGAAGAGUUUGAUCAGUUUAUGCGUAUGGACUUGGACAGGCGGCGCGAGGAGGCCCGCAACCCGCGCCGCAAACCUCGCCUGAUGGAGGAGGACGAGCUGCCCACCUGGAUCAUGAAGGACGACGCCGAGGUGGAGCGCCUCACCUGCGAGGAGGAGGAGGAGAAGAUGUUCGGACGGGGCUCUCGCCAGCGGAAGGAGGUGGACUACAGCGACUCCCUGACGGAGAAGCAGUGGCUGAAGGCGAUCGAGGAGGGCACGCUGGACGAGGUGGAGGAAGACGUGCGCCACAAGAAGACCACGCGCAAGAGGAAGCGGGACCGAGACCCGGACCUCCCGGUGCCCUCGUGCUCCUCGGGCGGCCGAGGACGAGGAGACAAGGACGAGGACGCCAAGAGGCAACGGAAAAGGGGGCGGCCGCCUGUGGAGAAGAUCUCCCCCAACCCUCCCGUCCUGACCAAGAAGAUGAAGAAGAUCAUCGACGCUGUCAUCAGAUACAAAGACGGCACCAGUGGUCGUCAGCUCAGUGAGGUGUUCAUCCAGCUGCCGUCAAGAAAGGAACUGCCCGAGUACUACGAACUCAUCCGCAAGCCUGUGGACUUCAGGAAGAUCAAGGAGAAGAUUCGGGGCCACCGCUAUCGCAGUCUUGGCGACCUGGAGAGAGACGUCAUGCUGCUCUUCCAGAACGCUCAGACCUUCAACCUGGAAGGCUCUCUGAUAUACGAGGACUCCAUCGUGCUGCAGUCGGUCUUCACCAGUUUGAGGCAGAAGAUCGAGAAGGAGGAGGAGAGCGAGGGCGAGGAGAGCGAGGAAGAGGACGACGAGCAGGACGACGGAUCGGAGUCUGAAACUCGUUCUGUCAAGGUGAAGAUCCGACUGGGCAGGAAGGAGCGAGGAGGAGAACGAGGAAAAGGACGUAGCAGACGAUCGGGACGCACCAGAGCCAAGCCUGUGGUUAGUGAUGACGACUCUGAAGAUGAACAGGAGGAGGAUCAUUCCGUCAGUGCCACUGAUGAAGAGUCGUGAGGUGCAAGAGAAGACGUGAUGAAGUAGUCCUCCUACUCACACAUUUGCAGAAAUGAUGUUUUGGGUCGGCAGACUCCCAGCCGAACCUCCGCCAGCUCUCAGUCACUUAAGAACAAGAAACAAAUACACACUUUUAGUCGCACACCGGACAUAAGGUCUUCUUCGUUUCCCUGCAUUGGCCCGGAGGACACAAUUAAACUAAUGACAGCCAUCGCAGUGAAAGAUGUUAAAUCACAACACAUAAAUCUAAUCUAAUAAAUAAUCAUGAAUUAGGUCAUAAACUGACUCCAUCGAAACAAUUCUGCUUAUUUGCCACUUAAUUGUACAAGAUAAUUUUGAUCAAAUAUUACGGUGCUUUACACUUCAAUGCUAGGCUUCUUUUUCCCAGUUAUAAAUAGUCAUGCGGUAGAAAAAAAGACACAUUUUAGUAUAACUGUGGAGUGAAAUUACUGACAAAACCCCACAAAAAGAAUUGUUUUUACUCACGCCCAACAAUUAUCGAGUAAAAAAAAAAACUAUUUACAAGUAUAAAAACACAUUUUGGCAAGUAAAAAACACAAUUCGCAAGUUCAAAACCUAUUUUGUACAAGUAAAAAAAAACUAAUCGCAAGUAUAAAAACAAAUUUCUGCAAGUAAAAAAAAUCAAAAUUUGCAAGUUUAAAACCAAUUUUGUACAAGUAAAAUGAUUCGCAAGUAUAACAUUUUUUCGCAAGUUUAGAAUCAAUUUAUUACAAGUAUAAAAAAAACAUUUCUGCAAGUAUUAAAAACUAUUUUCUGCAAGUAACAUGGUUCGCAAGUAAAAAAAAAAACAAACAAACUAUUUACUAGUAUAAAAACACAUUUCGGCAAGUAAAAAAAUUAUUCGCAAGCAUAAGAACAAUUUUCUGCAAGUAAAAAAAAAAAAAAAAGUUCAAAACCUAUUUUGCACAAGUAAAAAAAACGAAUCGCAAGUAUAAAAACACAUUUCUGAAAGUGAAAAAAUAUAUAUUCGCAAGUUUAAAACCAAUGUUCUACAAGUAAAAUGAUUCGCAAGUAUAAAAAUUAUUCGCAAGUUUAAAAUCAAUUUUGUACAAGUAUAAAAACAAUUUUCUGCAAGUAAAAAAACAACUUGCGAGUUUAAAACCUAUUUUGUACAAGUAAAAAAACUGCGCAAGUAUAAAAAAAAAUGUUUCCACGUAAUAAACACAAUUUGCAAGUUCAAAACUUUGCCAUAUAGCCCUGCUAACAUGCUAGCGGGCUAACUAUCAGCAUGCUAACAUUUAGCAUAAUGACUUGGACAAACGUCAAAUUAAACCACAGUCAGAGUACAAAAAGGAAUAGUUUUUAGGUUACCUCAUUGGCCGCAUUCACUGUAGGGGUAAACAAAGCUUGUUGGGUGGUUACUUUACAAGCUUAAUAGGGAUUUUGUUUUCCUGUCAAACAGUGUAGCGGUGUGCAUCAACCAUUAACGUCCCACACCACAACAGAUAGAGAGCGAACAUUGGUUCCGCCAUUGGAUAAAACCCAUAGACAUCUACUGCAUACUGGCGCGGACGAGACGCGGGGCCGCCAUCUUGGAGUGGUGAUCCGCUCCACUCAGUGCAAUUUAUUUGGCAGGAGCAAUGAACUGUCAGCGCAUUUAAUUCAUCUUACCUCACUGAAUACCAC
Entelurus aequoreus (snake pipefish) is the source of this 6778-nucleotide messenger RNA. RefSeq names its product transcription activator BRG1-like. Gene Ontology annotation, biological process: positive regulation of transcription by RNA polymerase II. The record is from RefSeq and is a predicted model, not a curated record. The coding region runs from base 140 to 5131 and encodes 1663 amino acids. Gene Ontology annotation, cellular component: nucleus. NCBI's taxonomy places the organism in Eukaryota, Metazoa, Chordata, Actinopteri, Syngnathiformes, Syngnathidae. Gene Ontology annotation, molecular function: ATP binding; DNA binding; transcription factor binding. The transcript is spliced from 34 exons.